CGAGAGAGAGAGAGAGAGAGAGAGAGAGAGAGAGAGGCGGACUCGACCAGGUAAAGUGUAGAGAAAAAGAGAUUGAGAUUGAGAGAGAGAGAGAGAGAGAGAGAGAGAGAGAGAGAGAUGUAGGCGGACUCAGCUGACAGGAGAGAAAGGGGCGGCUGAGCAAAAGCGAGAGAGGGAGAGAGAGAAAGAAAGAGAGAGAGAGAAAGCUAGGCGGACUCGACCAGUUCGCUGCUAGCCUCUCGCCGAGCUAACGGUCGGAUAGAUAGAGAGGGAGGGAGAGACGGGAACAUGGAGCUGUCUGCCGUCGGCGAGAGGGUCUUCGCGGCCGAAUCGAUCAUCAAGCGGCGAAUACGACGGGGUCGGAUGGAGUAUCUGGUGAAAUGGAAGGGCUGGUCGCCCAAGUACAGCACAUGGGAGCCCGAAGAGAACAUCCUGGAUUCUCGGCUCUUCGCAGCCUUCGAAGAGAGGGAGCGUGAGAGGGAGCUGUUUGGACCCAAGAAAAGAGGACCCAAACUCAAGACUUUUCUGCUAAAGGCCCAGGCCAAAGCCAAAGCCAGAUCCUACGAGUUCCGAGGUGAAUCUUCCCGAAGCAUCCGUGUCUCCUACCCUAGCCCAGAGCCUCUGGCCACUCCAAGAGCCAGAGAGGGCCUGAGGGCUGUUGUCCCGACUAUAUUCCCUCCUAGCACAGUUAACAGAGGCGAGAGUGUCAGGCUCCCACCCCCAGAACCACCUCGAGAUCAUCCCUUGCCAAGGGAUGGUUUCAUCCCGACGCCAAAAAAGAGAGGCCGCAAGCCCAAACUACGCUUUAAAGAUGGCUAUCCAAGCAGCCUGCACUCAGACCAGGCGAAGAUGAGUGCAGAGGAGUCAAUGUCCGGCAUACCAUCCAAAAUGGCACGACUCGAGCUGGGGGAGGAUGAUGAGGACAGUGAGGACAGAUGUUCUGAUUUGAGGGCCAUUAAAUUGCCUCACAGAAAUCAAGCUUCUCCAGCUAACCCCUAUAAACCACACAGGAUUGUUCCAUCGCUGGAUUGGGGCCUUCACUCCAGCAGGAUGUCCGUAGGCUUGCAGGACAACAGGACUAGAGAGCACCUGAGCCAUUCGAGCCAUUUGCAUCGCAAGCAUCUAAAGCACCUUAAACACCUCAGCCAUCACAGAGCGUUCGAGGUCUUGGACCCUCCAAAGCUGCCACAGCAGAAACCCUCCCUCGUGGCAAAAAUCCCUGUGGCACGGAUACUUGGGGAGCCUGAGGAGGAAGUGGAGGAGGAUGAGGAGGAUGACAAUGAAGAUGUGUGGAACCCCUGCUUCAGCAAUGUAGAGAAGGUUGUUGUCACGGAUGUAACAACAAACUUUUUGACUGUGACCAUCAAAGAGAGCAGCACAGAUGAAGGGUUCUUUAAAGACAAAAGAUGACUCUAUUAGUAACUAAAAUUAAAACAUCAUAUAAAGUGGUGUUUUAGUUUUUUUAUAUAUAUAUAUAUAUAUAUAUAUAUAUAUAUAUAUAUAUAAAUAAUCAGUGUUGGACCAAAACCUUGGUAUGCCAUUUUUCCAUGAUAUUUUUAAACACCAGCUGCUCUUUUCAUGCUGAAGGGACCAACAGAAAUGGUCUGCAAACAUGAAUCGACUAUGUACAGUUAUGUAUUGUCCUUUCAGUUACCAUACAAGGUUUUGUUCUGACAGUUUCACACAUGCCUAAUAUAUUAGGUACAUAAUAUAUAUAUGUAAAAAAAAAACAUUGCAUAUAUAUAUGCAUUUCUUUUAUCUCCAUAAAUCUUUUAUUACCGAAAUGUUCUGUAGAUUGUAUAAAAAAUUGAGAAAAGUUUAUUCCACUUUCUGUGUUAGACACUGAAACAUGUAUUUAAAUGUGAUGGUAAAGGUGUGGAUGAACUAAGCUGAUGGACAGAGAUUUGCAUGCACUAUAGAAACGUGAGCUGUAAGCUAACACUUGUGUUCACAUGUGUAUGUUUGGCUCCUAGAGCCACUUUGUGUAAAAUAGACUAAAUUUUUAUCAAAAAUGGUAUACUAAAUAUAAGCUAAGCUACUUGUGUGUUUCCA
Molecule: messenger RNA, 2052 nt
Organism: Astyanax mexicanus (Mexican tetra)
Lineage: Eukaryota; Metazoa; Chordata; Actinopteri; Characiformes; Acestrorhamphidae
Gene: cbx8b
Product: chromobox homolog 8b
Exons: 5
Coding region: 289-1410 (373 amino acids)
Source: RefSeq, a predicted model, not a curated record